GACGAGAGACGAAAAGGCGCUCAGCUCCGCACACUACGCGAAAUACUGUAGCGAAAGGGCGCUUUCGGGCGAUGACGCCUUGAGCCGCGAUCGCCGUCGCCUCCAGCGCCCUCUGGCGGUCAGGGCGAAUGGGGUCCAUCUUCCUGAGCGGAGAAGAUGGCGGAAGGCGAGCUGAAUGUGGACAGCAUCAUUUCUCGGCUGCUGGAAGUGCGGGGAUGUCGUCCCGGGAAGAUCGUUCAGAUGACGGAAGCGGAAGUAAGGGGCCUGUGCAUCAAGUCCCGUGAGAUCUUCCUCAGCCAGCCAAUCCUGUUGGAGUUGGAGGCCCCGCUUAAGAUCUGCGGUGACAUCCAUGGCCAAUAUACGGACCUGCUGCGGCUCUUCGAGUAUGGUGGCUUCCCCCCAGAGGCUAACUACCUGUUCCUGGGCGACUACGUAGACAGAGGCAAGCAGUCCCUGGAGACCAUCUGUCUGCUACUGGCCUACAAGAUCAAGUACCCUGAGAACUUCUUCCUGCUGAGGGGCAACCAUGAGUGCGCGUCCAUCAACCGCAUAUACGGCUUCUACGAUGAGUGCAAACGCAGGUUCAACAUCAAGCUGUGGAAGACCUUCACGGAUUGCUUCAACUGCCUGCCCAUUGCAGCCAUCAUAGAUGAGAAGAUCUUCUGUUGCCACGGAGGACUGUCUCCGGACCUUCAAUCCAUGGAGCAAAUCCGCCGAAUCAUGAGGCCUACGGAUGUGCCCGAUACAGGCCUGCUGUGUGACCUGCUGUGGUCGGACCCUGACAAAGAUGUGCAGGGCUGGGGGGAGAACGACCGGGGUGUCUCCUUCACCUUUGGUGCUGACGUGGUCAGCAAAUUCCUCAAUCGCCAUGACCUGGACCUCAUCUGCAGAGCACACCAGGUGGUGGAGGAUGGGUACGAGUUCUUUGCUAAGCGACAGUUAGUGACGCUGUUUUCUGCCCCUAACUACUGCGGCGAGUUUGACAACGCUGGAGGCAUGAUGAGCGUGGACGAGUCCCUCAUGUGCUCUUUCCAGAUUCUGAAACCGUCGGAGAAGAAAGCCAAGUACCAGUAUGGGGGGGUCAAUUCAGGACGUCCUGUCACCCCGCCCCGCACUGCCCAGGCCCCCAAGAAGAGGUGAAGGGCUGGUCUGUCCAGGCCUCCGAAGCCUUUCUGCACCCACUGCGUAACAGUGACUCCCUUGUUCUCCUUUCUAUGGGCAGGGGGGGCCAAGCACCCCCCACCCCCUCCACUGACCACAACUUUCUUAAUGAUGUGUACAUAACUUUUGCUGUGAGCAGUCAGUUACCUUUUUGGCUUAUUCAUUUAGUUGGGUGUUCUUAAUUUUAAUAAUAUGACUGUUUUUCCAGUGUCACGGGACUGAGGUGUAGGAAUAUUAAACCAACAAAUGAGUGUUGAAAGGUUGGAAAUUGGGAAAAAUUAGAACUGAACUGGAAAAAGUUGGGAUGAAAACAAGGGACACAAACUAUUCUAUUUUUAUUUAUCAAAUUUUGCUUUUGAUGGUUUAAACAGCCUGCAAUAGUUGGCAGUUAAAUCCCCCUUUCAUAGUGUUCAUCUGUUAUGCCGAAAAUAGUUGGGUAAUUUCACCACGGCAGACCGCAGUGGGAGAAUGCUGUUUUACCCACUCGUCCCUAAGAAUGUUUCUUUCACUUUGACAAAGGCAUUUAUAAAGUAGAACUUUGACCUAAAUAUAUGGACACAACUUAUUUCGUCUGUGGAGGAGAUGCCUGUAUUCCCUGAAAGGGCCUCUUGAAGAGCAUCUCUUGGUCAUUGUGGGCUGUUAUUAAUUUCAGUGACCAGGAUCCCUUUAAAAUAACAAAGUGUGUGUUCUCUCUGAAACACCUUGCAGAUUUGUGUUCGGGGUCUCCUGCAGUGGGCAGCUGGACAGUUUUUUUUUUU
Scleropages formosus (Asian bonytongue) is the source of this 1919-nucleotide messenger RNA. Its product is annotated as serine/threonine-protein phosphatase PP1-beta catalytic subunit-like. Gene Ontology annotation, cellular component: nucleus; cytoplasm. Lineage: Eukaryota; Metazoa; Chordata; Actinopteri; Osteoglossiformes; Osteoglossidae. Gene Ontology annotation, molecular function: protein serine/threonine phosphatase activity. The transcript has 8 exons. The coding region runs from base 157 to 1140 and encodes 327 amino acids. The record is from RefSeq and is a predicted model, not a curated record.